GAAGGGCGUGGGGGGGCACGAGACCAUCUGCAAGCAAGAGGAGAAAGGGUAGAGCAGUCAGCGCGCGAGGGAGGGUCGAGAAGAAAUCGCCGGAGAUGGGCACCACUCCACGAAGAUGGGCGGCGACGGCGGGGGUUCUGCCUCCCCUGCUUCUUCUCUUCGCCGUGCUCUUCUGGAGCCCGGCGGCGGCGGCGUACGACGACGCUCGGGGUGCCGGCGUGACGGACCUGCAGAAGCACGCGGCCUUCUUCGACGGCGACGGCGACGGCGUCGUCUCCUUAUCCGAGACGUACCAAGCGUUUCGGGCCCUUGGAUUCGGAGUUGGCAUGUCCAGCAUCAGUGCUGCCUUCAUCAAUGGCGCCCUUGGUUCCAAGACCAGACCUGAAAACGCGACGUCAUCGCACUUGGAUAUCUACAUAGAGAACAUCCACAAAGGGAUCCAUGGAAGUGAUACAGGCUCAUAUGACGCUGAAGGAAGGUUCGUUCCUGAAAAGUUCGACGAGAUAUUCACCAAGAACGCAAAAACUGUACCUGACGCUCUAACAUCAGAUGAGAUUGAUGCGCUGCUCCUUGCGAACAGAGAGCCUGGUGACUACGAAGGAUGGGUUGGAGCAACGUCGGAGUGGAAGAUCCUGUACAGCCUUGGCAAGGACAAGGACGGCCUCCUUCGCAAGGACGUCGCGAGAGGCGCCUACGACGGGAGCCUGUUUCACCAGUUGGUGCAGGAGAGGGCAUCUGGUGACAAGUAACAACUGGACUGAGAGGAGUCUCGUCUUACUUACUGGUACAAGCAAAUUCGAUUAGGAUAAGGGCUGCACCGUGAACAUGCCGUCCAGCAACUUGCAUUAGCCGUGUGAACAAGUGUGAACAGAAUCUGCAGGUAGGAGGGCUGCGCUGUGAACAUGCCGUCAAGCAUUGCAUUAACCGUGUGAACAAGUGUGAACAGAAUCUGCAGGUAGGACGAGUGUGAACAGUCUCGGUGCGAUCUGCUUGUUUGUUUGACACUUCUCCCCCCGUGAUCGAUGCUUGUCUCUGUUCUGUCAUUAUUGCAAUCGAGCCCGUUUUGAGUCUGUUUGUUUGA
Molecule: messenger RNA, 1081 nt
Organism: Phragmites australis (common reed)
Lineage: Eukaryota; Viridiplantae; Streptophyta; Magnoliopsida; Poales; Poaceae
Product: probable peroxygenase 5
Exons: 6
Coding region: 96-749 (217 amino acids)
Molecular function (GO): monooxygenase activity; calcium ion binding
Source: RefSeq, a predicted model, not a curated record